AUGGCUCUUCCUCGCGACUCCGAGCUGCUCCGAGGCCUCGUCCAGGAACUCCAGCUGAGCGGCGGAAGCGCCCCUGCCGGUGAACUACUCCUUCAGAACCGCCAGCUGCGGAAAUGGUUAGGUGAUCGAAGACUGUUGAAGUUCAUCGCGGGCCACCCGCAGGUGUUUCGUGUCGACAGCGCGGGCCACCAGCACACAAUCUUCCUGCAGCCGGACGCCAGCUGUAGUGUGCCUUGCAGCGCGACUCCUGAAGCGCAGGGUGGUCCGGCCACAGGCCGUGAGCCCUCCAAGGCCUGGCAGUGCAGCACCUGCCCGCAAGCCUUCGCCACGAGGAACCAGCUGUUUGCCCACCUCGCCGCUGAGCACGGCGUCGUGCGCACUAGCUGCCGCGAGGGGCCGCCGGCGGCAGAAGGUCGGACACGCGCAGUGGCGGAAGCCAAGGAUCUGCAGCGCGAGCUGGUUGCUGGGCUCCGCCACGUCAUGUCGUCUCGGGGCAGCGGGCGUGAACCCGUCCGGCUUGACUGGGUUGCCACGGUGCCUCGGACGCGGGCGGCGCUGACGCGGUGGCUGCGUGCCGAGAUCGCUGAAGGUGCGUCACUGCCGGCUCACGCCCCGAGGUCGGAAGCCUGGUGGAAAGUGGCGAUCCCUGCGCUGCUCCGCUUCCUUCAGGAGCGCUCAGAGAUCUUCGCCGUUGGGCGGCCCGGGGGCGACGAGGCCGAGCCAGGUGAUGGCAGAUUACGACGGACGCAGAUCGCGCUCACGGACGCAGCGUGGGAUGACGCGGCGCAGCUGGAGCUGGAGAGCCAGGAGUCGCUGAUCUCCCGUGUGGCUGUCGUGCUCAAGGCUCUGCAGGCCGACCCACAGAAGAAGUGCUUCUCCUCUCAACUGCUCUGCGAAGUGGCACAGGAUUCCGUUGUCCAGCGGUUGCUUCACGGCCGUUUGCUUGCGAGGGUGCUGGCCGAGGACGCGAGGUUUGAGCUGGAGGAAGAUGCCAAGCGCGGAAGAACCAUCCGCUUCUCUGGCGCGGGGAAGCCAACAGGUGGACCCGCAGGUGAGCCAAAUGCCCAUCCGAAGAUCGGACAUGGCCAGACGCCCAGCGAGCAGAAAAUCUCCGUUGAAGUGCUUGCGGUCAUGGAGCGGUAUGCCGCCGUCCUAGACAAGCCUGCGGGAAUCUCGACGGAGGACUUGAUUGAGGCGUACCAGGCGGAGAUUCAUGCUCGUGCCGGCGAGCAGAGCUAUAGAAUUCAGUCGGUGUCUCGUUUGGAUUUGCCCACUUCUGGAGCACUGGUCGUGCCGCUCUGCCAGGAAGCCGAAGAGGAGUUGAAGUCACGAUUUUCCUCGCGAGAGGUUGCGAAAACGUACCUGGCCCUGGCUGUCGGAGAUGUGGACCCGGAUCGAGGAACCAUCGAUGCAAAACUCCGCAGCGUUCAGACGGCUGACCGGCACCGCGCAGUAGUCCAUCCCUACGGAAAGCCGGCUGUCACCUUGUACCGGAAGCUCGCGUGCUUAGACGGGGACGUCCACAACAGCUGCUAUUCCCUGAUCCUGGCCCGGCCUCUCACCGGGCGCAUGCAUCAAAUCCGAGCUCACUUCGCCCAUAAAGGCUUCCCGCUGGCCGGGGACGUGCGCUACGCCCCCAAGAAGGAUGCCACGGCAUGGUGUGGUCGGCGCUUAUUCCUGCACGCUGCACAUCUGUCGCUAUUCGACGGACUGUCGGCUUUCUCUGCGCCGAAGGAUGACCUCCUGAAGCCUUUGAGAGAGGAGCUGAAGCUGCCAGCAGAUCUGCUACAGCAGCUGGCAGACCCGGAAGUUUACCAAAGAUGUGAUGUGGACAUGCUGCAAGUGCUGAGCGACUACUGGCCUGACGGCCUCCUCAUCACCAGAGCUUCAGGGGAAGCCCUCGUACACGUUGCAUCCUUCAGCGGUACUGCCUUCAGCAGCCGUAGAUCCCAGCAGCCGGGGAAGGACACGGACGAAAUCGAGUUCUCAGACUCUGAUUCUGACACGGACGUCGAGGCAUUGCUGGAAAAAGGUGGCCUGAAAGACUGGGACCCAAGCUCCAUGCCUCCGAUCCUGGCUGGGCCGCCCCGGGCCCCCCAGCCAGAGACUCCUCCGGAAGCGUUUGCGGAGGAGGCAGCUGCCGAAAGAGGGGACGGCGGAGAGGGUGUCACGGCAAACCUUGUGAGGGCGGGGACUGCCGUUGUGGAAGGGGGACGGUCGUAG
This is a messenger RNA of Symbiodinium sp. CCMP2456, 2223 nucleotides long. Lineage: Eukaryota; Dinophyceae; Suessiales; Symbiodiniaceae. The record is from the annotation of a GenBank genome assembly.